GGAGCAGUGAAUGAUAAAAAAAAUUGAGGGCCUCAAACCAGUGAAUUCAUGGGGAGAGAGGGCAAAUUGGUGCUUUUGAUUCACGAGGGGUCGCCUUCUUGUAAGUUAUAAAUGCCAUCCACAAGAGCGGUUGCUCAGAAUCGCUUCCAAAAACGAAGAAAUCCUUAUAUAAGAGAGGAGCGCCGUCCCUUUCAUGUGAAACUCAACACAGACCCUUCAUCUCGAUCAUUGGCCUCCCCAAGAUUCCUUUUCCUCCCUCCAUAAACCCCCCACAUCCACCAAAGCCUCUCAGGUCAGUACUUUCUCUCUCUCUGUCUCUCUGUCUCUCUCUCUCUGCAACUAUUCUUCCUGCUUUGAAUCACCAUUCACCAGUACCAACCUGGAAUGGUAGAAAGAAGAGGACCCAUGUUAAGAAAAACGUAAAAAGGGAAGAAGAAAGCAACUGCUUAUUUUUAUGCACCCACUUGUUUAUCUUAGGGUUUGGGCUGAGAGGAAGGAAGCGGGGCAGAGGAGGGGUGGUGGUGGCGGCGGGGGUUUUUGGGUGGUGGUGGAAGAAGGGUGGCCAUGGAUGAUUUAGAGAGGGCGAUCAUAAUCAGUUUUGAUGAGUCGGGCAGUGUCGAUCCUGGCCUGAAGUCGCAGGUGACCGCCUACUGCCAGCGGAUUAAGGAGUCUCAAGGAAUCUGCAGAGUCUGUAUGGAGAAGGUUCUAUUCUGCACAUUUCCGCAGGUUCAGUUCUGGUGCCUCAAGACAGUGCAGGAGGUCGUCCGCGACCGUUUCUCGUCUGUGGACGCAGAAGAGCGGUUGUUCGUUCGGAAGUCGGUCGCUUCGAUUGCUUGUGCGGACGGUCUCGACGAGGGAUCGGCGGGAGCGAGGGUUCUGGAUGGUCCGGCCUUCAUUAAGAACAAGCUCGCCCAGGUCUUCGUCACUCUUGUUUUCUUUGAGUACCCAUCGCCGUGGUCGUCGGCCUUCCUCGAUUUCCUGCCGCAUCUGCGCAAGGGUGCGGCGGUGAUCGACAUGUUCUGCAGAGUUCUGAACGCCCUGGACGACGAGCUCAUCAGCCUGGAUUAUCCGAGGAGCCCCGAGGAGGUCAGGGUUUCCGCCCACGUGAAGGAUGCAAUGCGGCAGCAAUGCGUGCCACAGAUUGUGAGGGCUUGGUACGAUGUGGUUGUCCUGUACAAGAGCUCCAAGCCGGAGCUUGCGGCCUUCGUCCUGGACACAAUGCGGAGGUACGUCAAUUGGAUAGAUAUCGGAUUGAUCGCGAAUGACGUCUUCCUCCCCAUGCUCUUCGAGACUAUCCUCGUCGAUGGGCACCCUGAUCAGUUGCGGGCGUCUUCAGCAGGGUGCGUUCUGGCAAUGGUGUCGAAGAGAAUGGAGCCGAAGGCAAAGCUCACGCUCUUGAGGAGCUUGCGUAUCAGUAGGAUUUUUGGAAUGGUUGUCGAAAAUGAAGAAUCUGAAUUGGGUUCUAGUUUGGGUUCGCUGCUGCUCGGGUACGCCACAGAGGUGUUGGAGUGUUCGAAGCGACUGGAAUCGGAGGAUAUUUAUAAUGAGAGUGUGGAGCUCUUGGACGAGGUGUUGCCAUCUAUUUUCUACGUGAUGCAACGCAGUGAAGAGGAGACGACAUUCAGCUCUCUGCAGUUCCUCUCCGCUUACGUCUCUAAGAUGAAGACGUUGUCACCGUUGAAGGAGAAGCAGAUGCUGCAUUUGGGUCAGAUACUGGAGGUGAUUCGCGGGAAGAUUCGUUACGAUCCUGCUUAUAGGGAAAGUCUCGAUUUGCCUGAUAAGAUUGGGAGAGAAGAGGAAGAGAGGAUGACCGAGUACAGAAAAGAUCUGUUCGUAUUGUUCCGGAGCGUGUCGAGGAUUGCGCAAGACGUCACUCAGUUGUUCGUCAUGAAUUCAUUGGCAGCAGCAGUAUUGGGUUCUGCAGAAGUAGAGUUUGAGGACGUAGAGUCGGCGAUAUCGCUUUUUUACGCACUUGGAGAGGCGAUUAACGAGGAAGGGAUCAGAACUGGAACUGGGCUGUUAAGUGAGAUGAUGCCGAUGCUUCUGUCAGCAAAAUUCUCCUUUCACUCACAUAGACUGGUAGCUCUUGUUUACUUGGAGACGAUAAGCAGAUAUGUCGGGUUCGUUCAUGAGCACACUCAAUAUAUCCCACUUGUUCUGGCCGCGUUUCUGGAUGAGAGAGGUAUUCGUCAUCCCAACAUCAAUGUCAGCCGUCGUGCAAGUUAUCUGUUUAUGAGAAUAGUGAAGGUAUUGAGAGUAAACCUUCUGCCGUUCAUAGAGACGAUCUUGCAGAGCUUGCAAGAUACUAUGGUUCGUUUGACACGGUUGGAAUGGGCAUUGAAAGACCUGGAUGGAAGCCACAUAUUUGAGGCAAUAGGAAUGUUGAUUGGAAUGGAGGAUGUAUCCCCGGAGAAGCAGUCGGAAUACCUCUCCUUGUUGCUCAUUCCUCUCUGUCAGCAGGUCGAUACACUGCUUUCAAGUGUCAAAACAGAUGAUGAUCCUGCAGAAUUAUCUGCAAAAGUAGCAUAUGUCCAACAAAUAAUCUCGGCAAUAAAUUCACUUAGCAAGGGCUUUAGCGAGCGACUUGUUACAGCUAGCCGACCGACCAUUGGCAUCAUGUUUAAGCAGACAUUGGAUGUUCUCCUUAAGGUUCUCCUGGUAUUCCCAAAGAAUGAACAACUAAGGACAAAGGUCACAUCUUUUGUUCAUCGCAUGGUCGACACUCUAGGAGCAUGCAUAUUUCCGUACCUACCUAGGGCAUUGGAGCAGUUGCUUGUGGAUAGUGAGACAAAAGAAAUGGUGGGCUUUCUGGUGUUAAUCAAUCAAUUGAUACUCAAGUUCAAGACUGCAAUGGGCAGCAUCAUGGAAGAAAUAUUUCCUUCUAUUGCAAGUCGUGUGUUCCAUGUUCUUCCGAAGGAUUUAUUUCCCUCAGGGCCAGGAAGUAAUACUGAGGAAAUCCGUGAACUACAGGAGCUUCAACGCACCUUGUUUACAUUUCUCCAUGUCAUGACCACCAAUGAUCUGUCUUCUGUUUUGCUUGCUCCUAAUAGCAGGGGAUAUUUGGAUGCAGUAAUUCAGUUGCUCUUAUAUAAUGCUUGCGGACACAAAGACAUCCUCAUCCGGAAGGCUUGUGUGCAGAUUUUUGUGAAACUCAUAAAAGAUUGGUGUUCCAGGUCUAAUGGUGAAGAAAAGGUACCUGGUUUUCGGACAUUUAUUAUUGAGUCAUUUGCACCCAACUGUUGCUUAUAUAGUGUGCUGGACAGUUCCUUUGAGCUGCGUGAUGCCAAUACACUUGUCCUUCUUGGGGAAAUUGUUGUGGCUCAGAAAGUCAUGUACGAGAAUCUUGGUGAUGAAUUUCUUAUUCAUUUCGUGACAAAGGGCUUUCCAGCAGCGCACUGCCCACAAAAUCUAGCUGAACAGUAUUGCCAAAAAUUACAGAGUGGCGACAUGAAGACACUGAAGUGCUUCUACCAGUCGCUUAUUGAGAGCUUGAGAUGCCAACAGAAUGGAAGCCUUGUGUUCAGAUAGCACUAUGCACCUGGGUUCCCAUUCUUCCAGCGGAACUUUCCUUGAGCUGACGUGUCACUGGUUUUCUGGAUUGGUAUUCUGUUCCAACAGUGCGUAGCUUGAGCUGAUUUAUUGCUGCUGUUUCAACUAUAAUCUAGUUCCCAACCUCGAAACCUUCAUGCAAUUUUGGUUGCUUCAGGAUUGCUUCUGUGAAUAGGCCAUGUUUCCGUGGCUGUUUCUUUAUCUGAGAGAAGGUGUAUAUUAUCGGGAAUCAUUUCAUUCGCUGUGGUGGGUGAGAGAAUCGUACCACUUAAUGGAUGUGUGAAAGCAAGAGGUUUCCAGCAUUCUACCUCAUGUAAAUUAUAAAUAGGAGCAACUAGCGAAAAGGAAAAAAAAAAAGUAAUAGAUGGCGGCAGUAUCCUAUGUAUAUUAUAGUUUUCCUGAAGAUACCGGUACUGCUUUCAUAAGUUUGCCCAGUUUUCUGGUUUUUUGUUCUUUUUCCCCACGUUUCAGAAUAAUGCCUCAUUACAGGGCUGAAAAUUUUGACUACCAUUUUUGUUAUUCGUGUUAUUGGUUGAAUCGGAGGAAUCAUUUCUUAUAGAAACAUUAAUAAAAUUUGUAGAUUUUGGGGGACUUCAA
Nymphaea colorata (pocket water lily) is the source of this 4146-nucleotide messenger RNA. Its product is annotated as exportin-T. Gene Ontology annotation, molecular function: tRNA binding; small GTPase binding. Gene Ontology annotation, cellular component: nuclear matrix; nuclear pore; cytoplasm. The transcript is spliced from 15 exons. The coding region runs from base 565 to 3528 and encodes 987 amino acids. Gene Ontology annotation, biological process: tRNA re-export from nucleus. The record is from RefSeq and is a predicted model, not a curated record. Lineage: Eukaryota; Viridiplantae; Streptophyta; Magnoliopsida; Nymphaeales; Nymphaeaceae.